This is a messenger RNA of Suillus discolor, 461 nucleotides long. RefSeq lists its product as uncharacterized. The transcript has 3 exons. NCBI's taxonomy places the organism in Eukaryota, Fungi, Basidiomycota, Agaricomycetes, Boletales, Suillaceae. The record is from RefSeq and is a predicted model, not a curated record. The coding region runs from base 86 to 403 and encodes 105 amino acids.
CAAAGGAUUCCGAAUUUCCGAUAGGCCACUUGGAUGAUGAAUCGAUGACCUACUAGCAGACUCGGAUCCACCAGCAUCCUCCCAGAUGAGCCUGUCGUGGUUCGGUCUCAUUCUUCUUCAUCGCAUGCGAACCAUCUAUAUCGGACAGACUCCAUGUUUAUCAUCGGGGACAUCAAAUAAGGGCAAAUUGAAGACGUGCAAGUUAUCAGGAACGUGUUGGUUCUAUACCCAGGCGCUGGUGCAUUGUUCUCUACCUUCACCAGAUGUCUUAGUAUCAGAUCUUACUCAUCAUCUGUAUUCUGAUGAGCUACAACAAAGCCAUCACGAUGCACUGCGCACAUCGCCCAGCUUCAUCCGGGUCGAACGCGUAUAUCAACAAUAUGCAUUAAUAUGGAUAUCUUGAUCGUGUGGCAAUAUCGAAAGUACAUAUGCACGUGGGAUCAUGGGCCUGCGAUCGGAUU